Molecule: messenger RNA, 1900 nt
Organism: Ectocarpus sp. CCAP 1310/34
Lineage: Eukaryota; Phaeophyceae; Ectocarpales; Ectocarpaceae
Source: the annotation of a GenBank genome assembly
UAGGUGGGGCUCCGAGGAACCGGCGAGGAUGAUCGCGGCGACUUGUACCGCCGUUUCUCCCGCAGCUAGCGGGAAAACGGCGUCGCCCGACGCGGAGGACUUGCACCCUGCCUACGCUGCCCGAUUGGGGCGUCCGGGCUGGGAGGCCCGGUGGGGGAGCGAGGAGAAGGAGCGCGUGGCGGGGGCAGAAGCGGGAGCGAUCGCGGUCGCGGGGGCAGCGGCUGGGUUUGCCACGGCCGGCGGCUUGGACGCCACCGCCACGGCUGCUGCUGAUGAGGCUUCUGCCGGUAGCGGCGGUGCGGGCGAUGACCCCCUAGCGGACGAGUUUUUGCCUGACGAUGUUGCGGAGCUCAGGAGCAUGGUGGUGUCGAACCGGCGAAGUUUCCAGGACUACCUCUUGAAGUCUCUCGAGGCGAGCAACGAACUCAAGCAGUCCAACGCUAAGCUAGAAGUGGAGCUGUCCAGGGCAAAGGCGAGGCUUGCGGCGGAGGAGCAACUGCGGGAGAGCCUGCAGAAAAGCUUCCUCGACUACAUGAGCCGGAGCGGCGAUGCGGGGGCGGCCGGUAAGGCGCAGGUCGCGAAGUUGGAGAAAGACGUGCUAGCGCUAGCCGCUGAGGCGGAUGAACUCAGGCGAUUCACUCAGGAAUACAUGGUCAAGGCUUCCAGCGACAAGCAAAACGCUCUCCAAGAGGCCGCCGCAACCGCGCGCGCUCAGUCGGCUGGGCGCAUCGCGGCGUUGCAGGCCCAGGUUUUGGAGCUUCAGGCGGGUGGCUGAAAGCGCCGGUGUACGAACUAAGCCUCCAUAUCUGCUGCUUUUUUGGUUUUGAUGUUGGGAAUCGAAUGUUGCCGCGACUUUGCCUUGUUGUCUGUUCUUACAGCAGUGUUAAUCUAGAGUUGACGUUGCAACGGCUGGCUUUUAGUUUUGAUGUUGGGAAUCGAAUGUUGCCACGACAUGCCUUCUUGUCUUUUCGUACAGCAGUGUUAUUCUUGAGUUGGCGUUGCAACGGCUGGGUUCUCUUGUGGACUGCUGCUGCUGCGAAGGACUCGAGCAUCAUCUGUGGUCGUCUCAUGUGGUGUGUGGGGUCUCGAUGCCCUUCGUGGGAUCGGAUACCGCCCGUUGAGGUCGCCGAUUUCUCUUGUUUUUUCCCGAGAUCUUCCCACGCCUUUGUUGCAGAGGGGGAGCUUAGCGUGGAACAACGUGCACAUGUAUGUAGUAGUCUGGUUGUCCUAAGACGCCGCGUGCGGCGGCAGUAGACACCAGCCGCAGCAGCAGCAGCUGGGCGGCAGGUAGUGUCAUGACAGGAGUGGUGCCUCUUGGAGCGAUUUCGAAGCACUAAUGGACUCCUCCUUUCUCUAGUCUUUGGAGCGUUUUGUAUUAUGACAAUGUUGGGGACGGGUAUGCCAUGUGGUGCAAGGUGCCUUGAAGAGAGGUUUGCAGUAUCCAGCGAAAUAGAAGGGUUUGAUGUUAACGAUGGCCGGCAGUGCCGACCAAGACGCGGCGAUCAGCAUGUCCCGGUCGGCUUCGCGGUACACUACUGUAGAUGUGAGAAAUAUAUUUUGUGCUUCAGCUCCCGCAUGGGGGCAUCGACCCUACUCCCUUGGUUUCGGGUUCCCUUGGUUUUGGGGUUCCCCUACCCCUUGCUCCUAGUGGCUGCAUUUUGUGUCGAUUGAGGGGUUGGCCUUUGGCCAUGGAAGCUCGUUUCUUUGCCUCCGAAGUGUGGAAGCGGCGUCACUGAGAUGUCAGACUUUUUUUUUUUUUUUCUCCUAAGCAACAGCAUCAUCUUUGUUUCUGUGAGGAAACCCACAUUGGUUGAUGUGGUCUAUAUUGACGGCAGCCCGAUCGUACCGAUGCUCUAAGCUGUUGAUGUGAAGCGAAAGCGCAGAGAAGGAGGCCUCUCAU